Messenger RNA from Jatropha curcas, 1273 nucleotides. RefSeq names its product expansin A9 (gene EXPA9). The record is from RefSeq and is a predicted model, not a curated record. Gene Ontology annotation, cellular component: extracellular region. Gene Ontology annotation, biological process: plant-type cell wall organization. NCBI's taxonomy places the organism in Eukaryota, Viridiplantae, Streptophyta, Magnoliopsida, Malpighiales, Euphorbiaceae.
GACAUAGCAAAUAGCAUUAAUUAGACUGUAAUAAUAAAUUUUUAGACCCGCUGUCUUCUCUAUGAUUCCUCCCCACCUCGUCCCCCCUCUCCAUAAAUACCCCCACCUUCUUCCCGCUUUCCUCAUUCGCUCCCAUCUCCAUACUCACACACACUUCUCUACUCUCUCUCCUCCUCUCUUUCUAACCAACAACUCAAAAUGGCAAAUCUGGAUGUGCUCUGCAUUAUAUCUCUGUUUUCUCUGUUCUGGGUAGUUAACGCAAGAAUCCCCGGCGUUUACACCGGUGGGUCAUGGGAGAGUGCUCAUGCUACUUUUUAUGGCGGUAGCGAUGCCUCUGGUACUAUGGGUGGUGCUUGUGGGUACGGUAAUCUGUACAGUCAAGGGUAUGGAGUGAACACAGCAGCAUUAAGCACAGCACUUUUUAACAAUGGCUUGAGUUGCGGCGCUUGUUUCGAGAUCAAAUGCGCAGAUGAUCCUAAAUGGUGCAAUCCCGGUAGCCCUUCCAUUUUCAUAACCGCCACUAACUUCUGUCCUCCUAAUUUCGCUUUGCCUAGCGACAAUGGUGGCUGGUGCAACCCACCUCGCCCCCACUUUGAUCUCGCCAUGCCCAUGUUCCUCAAGAUCGCUGAGUACCGUGCAGGAAUAGUCCCGGUUAAUUUUCGCCGGAUACCUUGCAGGAAGCAAGGCGGGAUCAGAUUCACGAUCAACGGUUUCCGUUACUUCAACCUGGUUUUAGUCUCCAACGUCGCAGGUGCAGGGGAUAUCGUGAAGGUUAGCAUCAAAGGGUCAAAGACAGACUGGUUAAGCAUGAGCAGAAACUGGGGCCAAAAUUGGCAAUCCAAUGCAGUACUUGUGGGCCAGGCUCUCUCGUUUAGAGUCACGGGCAGUGACAGGCGUACAUCAACCUCAUGGAACAUCGCACCCGCAAAUUGGCAGUUUGGUCAGACCUUCACGGGAAAGAAUUUCCGCGUCUGAUUUUUACCCUUCCAAAAUAUUUUUUUUUUUCAAAAAAGAUUUGCAAGUUUUAUAAUUAAUAUAUAAUAUAUAAUUAUUGCAAGUGCUUUUCCCGCCUUCAAUUUUCCUUAAUUUUCUCGGGAAAAUUUGAAGUUGGGCGCGGGAAAAGGUAAAGAAAAUAGAUAAUUUGGGGAUUCUUGGUUAGGGUUUAAUUUGAGUAGGGAGAAAUUAGUAAAAAGUGAAUGUGUCUAUGGUAAAACUUUUUUAUACUAUGGACUUUUUGUGAGUUGUUUUUUUUUUUUUUUUUUUUUUUUUUUUU